UUUUUGCACGCUUUACGGGAAGUUGCCAUAACUUACAAUUUUGUGAGAGAUUUUUUCAAAAGGCGUAAGAGAUAAGAAAAGCUGAAUCGAGGGACAGGAGAGAGAGAGAGAGUCUGUGUGUUAUUUUGGGAGAAAGAGAGAGAGAGAAGAGCGCAUCAUGGAAGAGAGUGGGAUUGAUGGCGUUGAUGGAAUACAUGAGGGGAGAAGGUCGCCCCUUCUGCAACCGAGCGGUGAGCCGGUGUCAGGAUGCGAGUCAUUGUCGUGGAGACUCAAUCUGCAGGAAUUCCCGUCGAUGCCGGAGAGAGCUGGCGAUAAGGAUUCCAAUCUUCGCCGCCUUCUUCGUACCACAAGGAAACGCAGCAAGAUUGCUGAUUAUUACAAGAAGCAGGAAAGGCUCAUUGAAGGGUACAAUGAGAUGGAGACCAUGAUUGAAACAGGUUGUCUGCCUGGAAGUCUAACAGAGGAUGAGGUGAAGCAGCUUGCAAAGAGUGAGAAGAUGGCGGUGUAUGUAUCAAACAUAGCUAACUUGGUGCUCUUUCUGGCAAAGGUUUAUGCUUCUUUUGAGAGCAGAUCACUUGCAGUUAUUGCCUCAACCAUGGAUUCUCUCUUAGAUCUCUUGUCAGGGUUUAUAUUGUGGUUCACUGCCCAUGCCAUGAGAAAGCCAAACCAGUAUAACUAUCCAAUUGGAAAGAAACGGAUGCAGCCAGUGGGAAUCAUUGUUUUUGCGUCAGUAAUGGCAACUCUUGGAUUGCAGAUCCUGAUUGAGUCUAUUCGAGAACUCCUUUCAAAGUCCAAGCCUGAAACGAAUCCUGAUAAGGAGAAAUGGAUGAUUGGUAUAAUGGUCUCCGUAACAUUGGUGAAGUUUGUGCUCAUGGUCUAUUGUCGCAGAUUUAAAAAUGAAAUUGUUAGAGUGUAUGCACAAGAUCAUCUUUUCGAUGUUGUUACAAAUUCAGUUGGUUUGGCGGCAGCUGUCCUGGCCAUCCGAUAUUACUGGUGGAUUGAUCCUACUGGAGCUAUUAUAAUAGCGUUAUAUACAAUGAAUACAUGGACGAAGACAGUCAUCGAGAAUGUAUGGUCAUUAAUCGGAAGAACAGCACCACCUGAGUUUUUGGCAAAGCUAACAUAUCUAAUAUGGAACCACCAUGAAGACAUCAAGCACAUUGACACAGUUAGAGCAUAUACUUUUGGAAAUCAUUAUUUUGUGGAGGUUGACAUAGUUUUGCCACAAGACAUGCUUCUGAACAAAGCACAUAAUAUUGGUGAGACACUGCAAGAGAAGCUUGAGCAACUCCCUGAAGUUGAGCGAGCUUUUGUGCAUAUAGAUUUUGAGUAUUCUCAUAGGCCUGAGCACAAGAUCACAAGUUGAUGGUAGUAGUGAUGAUCAUGAUGGCCGCAAUGAUCUGAUCCCAGCCUUUCCAAAGCAUCAAGGGCCUUCAAACAAGUUACUGAUUUAGUCAACUAUUGUAGUUAGUAUAUGAAACUAUUGUUCUCCAUCUUGUGGCUGCUGAGUGAAACUGUUCUGGCACAUGACCUGAAAUGAGUUCUCAAAACUACCUAUCUUCAAGGUAUCUUGAUUCUUCUACAAAUUCAAUUGGUCUUGCAACAGCCAUUAAGGCUACCAGAUGCUGUUGCUGGUAAAUGCUGCUGGGGCAAUCUUCCUAAUUAGUUCAAGAUAUCAGCUCUUAUGUUUAUCAUAAUUAAUUAAUUCAAGAUUCUAUUUCAUAGCACCAACUUAAAGAAAGCAUAUUGAAGAUAGCUUUAUAGUCAACAAAUAUUUGGGUAAAUGCAGUGAUGGAGAAUAUCUAACGUAUUGUAAUUUUGUCCAACUUCCACCGCCAUUGGGAUGACCAAAGGCUUGUGUCUAUAUGCAUGCGUGUGUUUUGUCUUUCUUGAAUUUAGCUGUGGCCAUCGGGUAUUUGAGGAUUAAUGCAAAAAAAUUUUUUUA
Messenger RNA from Corylus avellana, 1945 nucleotides. RefSeq names its product metal tolerance protein 10. The record is from RefSeq and is a predicted model, not a curated record. Gene Ontology annotation, cellular component: membrane. NCBI's taxonomy places the organism in Eukaryota, Viridiplantae, Streptophyta, Magnoliopsida, Fagales, Betulaceae. Gene Ontology annotation, biological process: transmembrane transport; monoatomic cation transport. Gene Ontology annotation, molecular function: monoatomic cation transmembrane transporter activity.